Molecule: messenger RNA, 270 nt
Organism: Globicephala melas (long-finned pilot whale)
Lineage: Eukaryota; Metazoa; Chordata; Mammalia; Artiodactyla; Delphinidae
Gene: OTOS
Product: otospiralin
Biological process (GO): sensory perception of sound
Source: RefSeq, a predicted model, not a curated record
AUGAAGACCUGCCUGGUGCCCGGGCUGGCCCUCUGCCUCCUGCUGGGACCUCUGGCAGGGGCCAAGCCGGUGCAGGAGGAAGGAGACCCCUACGCAGAGCUGCCGGCCAUGCCCUACUGGCCCUUCUCCACGUCCGACUUCUGGAACUAUGUGCAACACUUCCAGGCCAUGGGGGCCUACCCCCAGCUGGAGGACAUGGCCCGCACCUUCUUUGCCCACUUCCCGCUGGGGACCACCCUGGGCUUCCACGUCCCCUACAGGGAGGAGUGA